Emericellopsis atlantica is the source of this 2568-nucleotide messenger RNA. RefSeq names its product exocyst complex component Sec10. Bases 1 to 2568 code for a protein of 855 amino acids. Gene Ontology annotation, cellular component: exocyst; cytoplasm. The transcript has a single exon. Gene Ontology annotation, biological process: Golgi to plasma membrane transport; exocytosis. The record is from RefSeq and is a predicted model, not a curated record. NCBI's taxonomy places the organism in Eukaryota, Fungi, Ascomycota, Sordariomycetes, Hypocreales, Bionectriaceae.
AUGGAGCGCUCCAGCUCUGGCGCAAAGACGCUCUUCCCCAAGGGUCCCGACUUCACCCUCGACAACUUCUCGAAUCAGGACUUUGUCGUCCGUGACUUUGUCGACAGUCUUGCCGACAGCGCGAUCCCCGAGAGUCGUCGAUCGGUCCCUGCGGCCAGUGCGGCAUUUGAUCCAAAACCCCUGAUCCGGACGUUUGAGAAUGCGCAGGCGCAGCUGGCUUCGCUGGGGGAGGAGCUGCAGACAAAGGAGACGGAGCUCUUGACCCAAGUCCGUCGCGCGGAGAUUCAGCAUGACCAGACACUCGACACGCUGGGGAAGAAGCUGGACCAGAGCAUGAGCUCUUUCGAAGCGUUGGAUAUCACAUUGCAAUCUGGAAGCGCCGACAUGAACGAACCAAACGGUCGAUCUGACGGUGGGGGCAAUGUCGCGGUGCAGAUUGGCGAGAAGCUGGAGGAUCUGGACAAGAAGAGACAGAGGGCCCUCGACGCCAUAUUUUUGAUCCAGUGCUGGAACGAGGUCAGCGAGACGGGGAACCUGAACCUCCUGACAGAUAUGCAGAGGCUGGGAGGCUCGGAGAACAAAAUCCGCUGCGCCGUGAUUGCUCGACAGCUGAUGCGCAUCAGCCAGCGUCUGGAGCCCAGUUCGUGGCAUCAAGGUGGACGGCAGCCGGCGGACGCGGCGGGCCAAGGCGCGAACGGUCACGGACAGGGCAACGGGAAAACGCACAACACGCGCGAAGCGCUGGAGAAGUUCUGCGAGACCCUCGAGCAGGAUCUGCUGCAGCAAUUCAACGGGAGCUACAAGAAGCAGAAUUUCGAGGACAUGAGGGAGUGCGCGCGAGUGCUGCAUGACUUCAACAACGGCGCCAGCGUCAUCGCCACGUUUGUCAACCAGCACCAGUUCUUCAUCGACCGGGAUCAGUUGACAAACGACGAGGUCACGGCGGACGGCGAGACGUGGGAUCAGCUGGCGGAUCCCGACGCAGAGCCCCCCGGGGUCGAGCCCUCGUUGCAGUCCCUAGUCGACGAAGUCAAGAUUGUCAUGCAGGAGGAGUCCUUCAUCAUCAAGCGGGCGUUCCCGUAUUACGAAAUCGUCCUCACAAAGUUCAUUCAGCGCGUCUUUCAGCAGUCGGUGCAGCAGCGAUUAGAAAUGGUUCUCGACAAGGCCGACACGAUAUCCUCAUUAGCCUUCCUUCGGUCCCUACACGCGUCUCGCGCCUAUAUCAGUUCAUUGGUGGAAGACCUCAAGACCCACGGUCUCACCGAGCAUCCGGAGCCGUGCUCGGCGCAGAUCUCCCAGACACUCGACCAGCAGAUGGAGGAGCUGUUUGUGCCCUACCUCGUGGGCAACUCCUACAUUGAGCGGGAAAAGAAGAGUCUGGAAGAAAUGUACAGCUCCCUCCUGUUCAAGUUCACAAUCUAUCACUCCCGCAAGAAGAGGGGGCCGGCAGGCUUCAUGGCGUCGUUGGCACAGCAGGGGUCGCAGCUCAUGUCCUCUGCCAAGGACGCGUACAUUGAGAAACUAGAUUCGUCGGAACUGACGCCUACGCAAAAGGCCAUCAUGUUGCGAGUCGCUGGCAUCAAGGACAAGGAGAACAAGAACGAGAUUGAGGUAUCUGAAGAGGACGGAACACUGAGCAUUGCGAAUGCAAAGCGCAUGCUCAAGUGGCUUGCGGAGAGUGUGCAGCGCACGCUCGAGCUAGGUACGCCGAUAGAAACACCCAAAGACGUCAACAUCCUGCUCCAGCUCCUCCUGGCCAGCAUGGGAGAGGUGUACAUUCAGACGGCGCUCGACGCGGCGCACUACGCCGCCACGAUGGUGGAGAAUUCCAAGACGGAGCCCGACCUGUCCCAUCUCCCCGCGCUGCGACCCGCCAUCACGAUCACUGCCAUCAUGGACCGAUUCAUCACGACGGUGCUGAUCCGUCUCGCCGAGCCCAGCGCCACGGUGCGGCGGAACAUGGAGGCGCAGAAGAAGAUGGCCGUCGACGCCAUUGAGAAGAAGACCAACAUGGUCAUCCGCGUGUCGGUCGACGUUAUUGCCAACUGGGUCGCCAAGUCCCUCGGCACACAAAAGAAGCAGGAUUUCCGACCGCGCGACGGCGAUCUGGAGUCGCUACAAACCCAGACGUGCCAGGGGAUAUGCACGUUCCUGUCCCGCGCGCACCGUCAGGCGUCGGCGGCCAUUGACGGGCCAAACGCCGAAAAGUUCUUUUCCGAGAUCGCACUCGCCGUGCUGAAGCUCCUGCUCGACCACUUUAAGAAGUUCCAGGUCAACGCCACGGGUGGUCUCAUGGUCACCCAGGACAUUGCCAAGUACGCCGCCACGAUGCGCGACUGGCCGCUGCUCAAGGACGUGGCCGCAGCCGUGGAGCUGCUCACGGAGAUUGGCUCGCUGUUCAUCGUCGGGCCGGAGGCGUUGCGGGAGAAGGCGAGGACGCUGGCGGGCGCGGCUGGCACGGGCGUCGCGGCCCGGGGGAAGCUGACCAAGGCCGAGUUUCGGGCUUUUGUGCAACGGCGAGAUGAUUCGGGUACGGUUGGGAUCCAGGGUGUCCUGGCGGGUUUGUAG